Messenger RNA from Lichtheimia ornata, 942 nucleotides. Its product is annotated as exodeoxyribonuclease III. The coding region runs from base 1 to 942 and encodes 313 amino acids. The transcript has 4 exons. Gene Ontology annotation, cellular component: nucleus. The record is from RefSeq and is a predicted model, not a curated record. Gene Ontology annotation, molecular function: phosphoric diester hydrolase activity; endonuclease activity; DNA binding. Lineage: Eukaryota; Fungi; Mucoromycota; Mucoromycetes; Mucorales; Lichtheimiaceae. Gene Ontology annotation, biological process: base-excision repair.
AUGCCACCCAAGAGAAAAUCAAGCAGCAGUGAGACUAGCACCAAAAAAAAGUCCAAGGUGUGGGAGCCAUUCGAUCCUUCAGUGCCCAACAACACGACCAUGCCUUCCGAAAUGUCCUUUUCCAACGCUCCUGAGGGAGGUGUCAAGAUCGCAUCGUACAAUGUGUCUGGUCUACGUGCGUCUGUCAAGAAAGGAUUCCAUGACUAUGUCAAGGCCGAAGAUGCUGAUAUCCUAUGUAUCCAAGAAACCAAGGUGCAUGAAGCUUUGCCUGAUGUUAUUGAUAAAAAACAAUACAAGCACAUGUACUGGGCAUUUGAUGACAAAAAAGGCUAUUCGGGUACUGCCGUGUUCUCAAAGGUCGAACCUGAAAAGGUCACUUAUGGAUUGCCUGACUUUGAUGAUGGAUCACGGGGUCGCGUCAUUUCCUUGUUCUACCCGGCCUUUGUAUUGAUUGCAUGCUAUGUCCCCAAUGCUGGUUCAGAACUCAAGAAUUUGGAUAAGAAGAUGGAGUUUGACAAGUACAUGGAAAAGUAUAUUCGAUCAUUGCAAAAGGAGGGUAAACCUGUCAUUUGGGCUGGUGAUCUCAAUGUUGCUCAUACGCGAGAUGAUAUUGCUCGACCUGAUACCAAUGAAAGAUCAGCAGGCUUUACUAUUGAAGAGCGUACCGAUUUCUCCAAAGUACUUGCACCCAGCGAGGAUGGACAACCUGGUUUGAUUGAUACAUGGCGUCAUUUUCAUCCUGAUACGAAGGGCCAUUACACUUACUACUCGUAUCGUUUCCAAUGUCGUGUCAAACGCAUUGGCUGGCGUUUGGAUUACUUUGUGGUGACGCCUGAUCUCAUGGACAAGGUGGUAGAAAGUAGCAUUCGUCAAGAGGCAUGGGGUGCUAGUGAUCAUGUUCCCUUAGUACUCAUAUUGAAGGAUACCAAACUUGACAAGUAG